CGCCAAGGUAGACAGUCUAAGUCCGGAGCACGAUACGCAGACACUCGUUUGUCCGCAAUCCCAGUUUGUAAUUCGGGUUUCCUGUGAAAAAACCCUAAAAAAACAAUAAAACAAUAAGUGAAUAUGUGUAAUUUUCAAAUAAAACUCAUAUUUCAGUGUUAAAACUGUGUUUUUUUGUGUUAAACUAAUUCACUCGGAUAUUCUUGCUCGUUUCCAAGAUGGCUUCUACCCGUUGACUUACACUAGAAGAUUUCUAACGUCAUAUCCUGUGUGUCCUAUAGCGGAAUCCUAUUGAAAAUAGACAGAUGAAGCUUCGUGAGCGGCACGGCACAGCGGGCUGAGGGGCAGCCAAGAUGGAGGCAGGUUGGCUGGUGGUGGUGGCGCUCUUCGUCGCUGCGAGCGCUCAGAACAAUCGCAAUGAUGGACCACGGUUUCUGUCGAGAGGCCACUCGUUUAGGACUGUGGUUGGAGACACGCUGCUUCUUCCCUGCCAAGUCCAGAACCUUGGAUCUCUGGUACUGCUGUGGAGGCGAGGCCCUGCAGUGCUCACGGCUGCGAGUCUGAUGGUCACGCGAGAUGAAAGGUUUCGUCUGGUCGAUGGUUACAAUCUUCAGAUAACCGAUGUCGGGCCUCAGGACGCAGGCGACUACGUUUGCCAGAUAUCUGAUCGAGUGGCUAGGGACCAGGUGCACACUGUGGAAGUAUUGGUGCCACCGAGCGUCAGAGCCUCUCCGGAGACGAGACACGUGACGGCCAGACGUGGAGGAGCUGCCGUGCUGGAGUGCCGAGCAGCUGGGAACCCUGUACCAACCGUCACGUGGCAUCGAUUGAACGACAGCAGCUCUCGUCUCGGCGAGGGCCCGCAGCUGCAGCUCUCCCGCCUGGAGCGGCACCACGGUGGGGUCUACGCGUGCACCGUGGACAACGGCGUCGGGCCACCGGUGGUCACAGAGUUCCAGCUGCAAGUGCUGUAUCCUCCAGAGAUAACGGUGGAGAGAUCCUGGGUUCACACUGGCGAGGGGUUCCGGGCUGAAUUAGUGUGCACGGUUCUAGCCGACCCGCCCGCUGAGGUUUCUUGGUACCAGAAUUCUUUUCCGCUGAGCGCUUCCGAACGCGUGACGAUGUCGGCCCGAGGGAGCAACCACACUUUACUAAUAGCUGAUGUGCAACCCGAAGACUUCGGGAACUACAGCUGCGUGGCAGACAACAGUCUGGGUCGCGCUCGUCGUCACGUGGAGGUGUCGGGGCGGCCAGGCCCCGCACGCUUCACGUCGCCGCCGCUGGCCCGCGCGCCCCACUCCUACACGCUCAGCUUCGCCGUCGACAGCUACCCACCCCUUGAUGAGUUGAGGCUACUUUACCGUCAGCUGGCCAUAAACGAGUCGUUUCAACAACCAGGACGUUGGCACGACGUCGUCCUGGCGGCGCCGGCUGCCAAGGGAUCAUUGACGCACAGAGUCUCGCACGAGCUGCGCGGACUGCAACCCGCUGCCGUGUACGAGGCUAUCGUGCAGGCGAAGAACAGAUACGGGUGGAACGAGGUCAGCGACAUAUUCCAGUUCCACACUCUCGGCGGGCCCCACACGGCUCAUGCAGACGAACUGACCCCGAUGUUCUCCGCGGCGCCCGAGCCGCGACUGACCCAAAGUUUGAGUGUACUAGUCAUAUAUACGUGUUACUGGCUGGCGUUCAGCCAAUGAGAGUCCGCCUUUUAAAAUUAGUGUCGCAACGUUCUAUUUUUUUCGAAUUCGCCCGAUCGUUUGACGAUUAAAAUGACACCAGUUCUUUUAAGCUUUCGAAGUGUUGUAAAGCCCUUAUAGACUUUUUAGCGAUUUAAGCGAUUUUCGUGUAAGCGAUAUGUACAAUUUAAAUUUUCUAGCGUUUCAUUUUUACAAUGUGAACUAACUCGAUUUCAUCAUUCCGCAAAUUUAGAACUCACUUCGAAAACUUGGCUAUGGCCAUGCAUUGACAACAGAUGAGUUUACAAGUUCAUCUCUUCCUUCUCACCUAUCAUCAUCCUUCUCCUGUUCUUCUCCCAGUCACCUGGGGUCGGCGCAACAUGUUUUCUCCUUCCAUACUCCUCUAUCAUAUACCGUUUCUUCGCUCACUCCCCUCUUACCCAUAUCGUCUUUCACGCAAUCCAUCCAUUUCUUCUUAGGUCUACCUCUUCUUCUAUGUCCUUCCAUAUUCAUAGUUAACACUCUCUUACCAACCUCAUUUUCAUUUCGUCUCAUCACAUCUUCCUUCUCACUUAGUUUUAAGAUAUUAUUAGUCAGCAGCGGCCUGACUGUGCCUCUGACAUUGACGAUAUUCAUGAGCCGUAUGCAUCGUGUGUCUGUAAGGAAAAUAAAAAUAAAACUUGUUUAUGUCAACGCUACCCUGAGACAAGAGAUUUUGUCUCAUCGCAAUUUAUCUACACCCUACCACGCCAAAGUGUAACCAGUAGUUUAAUGUCGGUAUUUUAAUCACAUUACUUGUGUAAAUAGGUAAGUUUUCACUAUCCUACAUUCAGUUAUAAGUCAAUUUGUAUGACUACUUUACGGCCAUCAGUAAAUUGACUUUUUAGUGUGUAUUUACAUUAAAUUACAUACAAUUUAUUGCAGUAUCAAAUAAAUAGACUUAAAAUUACCUCGUUCCAUAUCAUCUUUCUUAAAACAGAUUAGGGAUGUACAUAAUAUUAAUUAAUUGAAUUUUAUAAACUUGAUACUGGCAACAUUGACGUCGUAAGAAGCUAAUUACCAUAUUUAAAAAAAAGAAUGUUCCGCUUUAAGUGACUGGAUGAACCGCUGUCGUAGCGUAUCACUUGAUAUAUGUCCAUGGGCUCGCGCCGUUGAUUGGUUAUAGGAGAUUAUAGGCAACACAACGUGAAUGUCGUCGCUCAAGGACAUCAGCAGUACGAGGGGCACGGCCAAGCCGCUGCUGCGUCAUUUAAUAACUCCCCCGCCUUAUGGAGAGCAUUACUGCUUAGCGGCAGUGACACGCAGGACUGUGGUACCGAUCCUUGCAGACUUACGACCAGUUACCUACAUAGAAUGAUACUUUUUACGGUUUCGAUUUUAUUUAUCAGACGACAUUAUUUGGACAGUUCUGAGGGCGUUUAUUUUUAUCCAUCAAUCAACAACAGACACAAAAUGAAUUUAUUAUUAAUAUUUAUAUUAAAAAUAAUAAGCAAUAAAAACGUGUUAGUGAUAGCGUUUAUAAUAAUAUUACGUAAUAAUUAUGUAUGUAAUUAAUUAUAUGUAUAAUUUUUAAGAACUAUUCUUUUACACGGCAAUAAUUUGUAUGAUUAGUGUGGCAGCAUUUUCAAUGUUUUUGGGUUGUGCAGAAAAACUGACAGAUUGCGAUGUUUUCGGUCAAAUUAAUAAGUACUCGCGUAGUUUGUUUAAUAUUUAAUUAAGUCAAAGAUAAACAAAAAUUGUUUCUAUUUAACUAAACAAAUGUGUAUUUAAUAAUGUUUUAGUGCAAUAUUAAGUUAAAAUACACUAAUUGAAAAGCAAUAAUUUUAAUAUUAAUUCAAGAAGCGAUAUAUUUUUAUUGAUCAUUUUUAAAAUAAGUAUCAUAAUUUAUUGCCAAUUUUGUGAACUAAACUUUCGUGUUGUAUAUAAAGUAUAAAAUAUUUAUUUAGGAUAAUACUUAACUCAGAACGUGACAUUGGAGAUAACAGGUUAGACAAUCGUGAAUUUCGGUAUUAGAUUUGGUAUAAUCAACAUUACUUUGGCAUAAAACUAGACAUUAUAGAGAUUGAAAUCAUAAGAAAAAUACAAAUUUUAAAAAUGGUUUUAUAGCAAUAGCAAAGAGAACUAACAAUUUCAACUUCUUUUUAUCCUGUCCAUACUAGUUAGGAUAUACUAGUUGGGAUAUCAGAGGGUAGUUAUAAAACUUGUGUCGUCAGCGGUUGGACUUUUUGGCGGGAACGCGAGGAGUGAAGUGUAAUUUAUUUUCUUCAGGUUCAAAUGUGUAAUAACGGUGGUUUAUUAACUGUUUAGUAUCUGUGAAAGUGCAUAAAUGUGGGAAAAUAAAACAAAACCGAUCCCGAACCGAAUUCCAUAAAAAAAAUCGUCCUCGGUCAUUGACACGCCGCGUUCAUUGUACAGAUGACUUGGAGAUGGCGAAAGUAAUGGUCCAAGAUACCAUCACACACAAACAACCAUAUAGAGCACAUAAAAACGUGUGAAAAACUAUUUAUGUACGAAUCUGUAGAAGCGGUUUUUGAGUAAAUUAGAUAAAUCUAUGUAUCUAAUGUCAAAAUAUCUAAAAAAACCUAUUUCUGUCACUAUAUCUGCCUAUACUUAUUUCGAUCAAUUUAUCUUUUAUGAAAAGUUAUAAUAUGGAGUGAAAUGAAAUGAAUAUGAUUAAUUAUAGAUAUUAAUCAACUGAGAUGAAAUGAAAUGAGAUGAGAUGAGAUGAUAUGGGAUGAAAUAUAAUCUCAGUAAAAUGGUGGUUAUUCACUGAGAUUUUUCAGUAGGCUUUUUGUAGGAUCCCGAGAAGUUACGUCCAGCGGCUUUGUUUCAUUUUCCCACAUUUGUGCACUUCCACAGAUAUUUAACAGUUAAUAAACCACCGCUAAUACACAUUUAAACCUGAAGAAACACUAAAUAGACAAAAUCAAACAAACCACACAACUUCGCUCCUCGCGUUCCCGCCAAAAAGUUCGUAGUUAUUAUACACAGAUUAUACAACACAAAAGUUUUGAUUUAUACACUUACGAAGGGUGGAGGUAAGGAGGACUGUCUCAUGCAGGGGUCAAGUUGAGACAGUGUCCAGCUGUGAGCGGACGCCGCUCCAGAGUCCAUCACCAGCUCGGCUUGACAAGUGGCGCGAUCUUUAUAGUCGUAGUUCGAGUGAAGGGUCCAGACUUCAACAGCUUAAUAUAAUUUUCGACGCCAUCUUUGAUAUAACGUCAUUAGCUACGGUGACGCCGCGGUAACCGGUCGCUUUUCGGACACAUUUUUAUACACAGAUAAUGUGCUCCCUACGUCUACCCUCGAAAUUUAUAUUUUUCGAAAAAGCCUCUAUAAUUUUGUUGGGUUAGCUUCUUUUGUUCUUUUUUGUAAAAAAAUUAAUAGGUAAUUUUAAUAGAAGACAUUCCUUGAUAAUUAGACGAAUGUAAUAAUUGAAAUUUGUGUAAAAAUUAAAAAAGAAACCCAAUCGGACCGGCUGUAGUAAUAUUAAUCGCUAUUCAAUAACAAUAAAACGUGAACUCUGUAAAGUAGUUAAUAAACAUAAGUUUAUUACA
Bombyx mori (domestic silkworm) is the source of this 5236-nucleotide messenger RNA. Its product is annotated as lachesin. The record is from RefSeq and is a predicted model, not a curated record. Gene Ontology annotation, molecular function: axon guidance receptor activity; protein binding. Gene Ontology annotation, cellular component: plasma membrane; axon; neuronal cell body. Gene Ontology annotation, biological process: homophilic cell-cell adhesion; synapse organization. The coding region runs from base 354 to 1700 and encodes 448 amino acids. The transcript is spliced from 11 exons. NCBI's taxonomy places the organism in Eukaryota, Metazoa, Arthropoda, Insecta, Lepidoptera, Bombycidae.